CUCUGGGCCAUGGCCGUCUCGGCUCCGGCUGCCUCCCGGCUGCUUCCCGGUCUUUCCCGCUCUCCUCGCCGAUAAAUUCGAUCGUUGCCCACCGACUUUCUCGAUCGCCGUCGUCCUGCACACGCUUGUCCAUCCCCCCCUCCCCAGUGCUCUGCCGCGUCGCCCUAAUCUCGCCUGCCCGUCAUGAGCAGCACCACCACGAGCGGCAACUUAAACAACAACAACGGCGCCCUUAUCGCCGUCGGUGUCCUUGGCGCUGCCCUGCAAAGAACCAUCAACGGCGGCGCCUUGUCUGAGAACUUGACAUCCAUUGCCAUCAGCAUCUUUAGCUUCGUCUUUCUGGUGAAGACCCUGGAAAUGCCCUCUGCCGACUGCGGCAUCUUCAUCCAACCCGAGUCGACAGACAAGGCCCAAGGAUGGCUUGGCAAAGUCUACCAACGGGUCAUACUUGGCUGGCUGAACGAGUCCGGCAUCAUGUGCAGCGUGCACACCUUGGCGCCUCCAACCUGCCAGAGUAGACAAAAGCCAAACCCAGAUGAGAAAGGCUCGCCCCAGACUCAAGCUGGCUCGCCUCAGACCGAAGCCAACUCACACCCGACCCAGGCGAGCUCGUCUCAGGCCCAGCCCCAUCCUCCCCAGCCUGGACUUGCCUCUUCCCAAGCGCCACCAGGCCCGCCCUUGACAAAAAGCGACGUCCCGAGCACUUCAGACGAUAAUGAAGAACUGGAGAGCAAGGAAGCGGAGGCAGGAAGGUGGGCGCAUGCCAGCUACGGCAUGUUGAAACACAUUUACUCCGGCUCGAACAGAGUCGGAGCGUAUCAAAAUGAACAGACUGCAAAUAACGAGAACAAGUAUAUGAUAUCAAGCUAUGCUAGCAAAAUCCGUAUUAUGACCCGCCAGCAGCUCAUCAAUAUGGUGGAUUACUUAUGGGAAAAUGCGCUCAAAUCUCCCAAGAGCGGAAUCGACGUUUGGGGCGAGCGUCUAGUAAGCGACCUCAAGGCUUGGCAAGGCGAAGCACAGAUAUCCACCUCCGAACCCGACCUGAUUUGGAGAGCCCACAAGCGCGCCAUUUCGGCUAUGGCCAGCUCCAUCCGACUGGCUCUUAAGGAUAUAUCUCGGGAGCAUGCCACCGAUGACCAGGGACAGGCCGCUUUGCCACAACCAAGUACCCCCGAUGGCUCUGCGAGCCCUGGCACCGGUGGUGAAUCCAACAGCAAUGUAUCUGCAACUGAUGCUCUGCCUCAGGACCCGAAGGAUUUAUUGAGGUGGCUGUUCAAAGAUAACAUAGCUUCAGGCUCAAACAGCGCUUUGAGCGUAUCCGAUGACUUCACCAACGUAUCGAUUGAUCUGCUCAGGCACUAUAUGGCCUACAAGGCAGCGAAGUAUACCCUCGAGCGUCUCAACGAGAAUGGUCCGAAGCGUAUGUACUUUGUCGUUGCAGGAUACAGCCGAGACUCGCUCUCGAACCUGCUCAACACUCUGGGAAUGCGGGACCCUGUAAACGACCUCCGGAAGGCUCACUCCGAGCACAUCGGUGAGGGCGGUCCCUUCUCAAGCAAAAAGACCUAUGAAUGGUGGACUGGCGCUUUGCAGUGUCUCCUUGAAGCCGCUGUGGCAGCCGUGCUCACUGCUGUACUGGGCCUGGGCCCCUUGAUCUCGAUGAGUGCCGCUCGACUAUUCCUCGUCCGAGCCAACUUUGUUCCUUCGGGAGCGCCUUGUGCCGAUCACUUUAUCGACGAAGCCGAAGUCUUUUCCGUCGGAAGCGGUCGUGACGAGUGGUGGGCUCUCAUCAAACGGCGCCCUGCUGAGUAUGUGCUCAACCAACUCGGCCUGCUUGCUCUCGUGGAGCUCAGCCUCGUGAUCGCUGUGUGGUUCCUGGUUGAAAAUCAGCACAGCUCGAUCGGGUACGUCUAUGUUUGUGAGACUUUCCCAAACAUACUUCCCAAAGUCAUUGCCAUUUUUGCCUCGGUCCUGAUCCUGGCAGCUGGCUUGGCUCUGAUUGCGCCCAAGAGUAUCCGCACCAGGGCCCAAUCGCUCUAUUACCAUGAGGAAAAACACUCACUCGCAGUCAAAGUUAAAAAAAAUAACAGCAAAACAGUCAAGCCUCCCCAGAGCGAUGCCGGACAAAACGAUGUCGACGGUAACGGCCAUAAUCAGAGUGGAUCCAACGAGGCAGUUAUCAAGAUGAGUGAGACCCAGAGCAAUCGAAACUCCGAAAGCAUUCCUCUGGUUGAAACCACCGCUCAGCCGAACAGAUCCGACCAAGAGUAUAGUCGAUCUAUUCUCGAAGAUUACGAAACCACAAGCUUCGAGUACCUUUACUUCGCCUUUUGUCUCGUGCUUGCGGUGUUGGUAUGCCUGUCGACGUUCCUGCUCAAAUCGCCCUUCACUCAGUGGGUGUAUGAGUUUGCCGCCUUGAUCCUCUGGAUGUAUGGCGAAACUAUCAAGCCACAUAUGCGAAAGGGUCGAAAUAUCGUGACCCACGAGGUCGCAGCAUAUUUCAUAGCGUUCAUCAGUCUCCUUAUCGGCGCCACAUGCGCCCCGUUGGCUCCAAAGGUGCUCAACUUGAUUCCGUGAGAGCCCGAUCGAAGUUGGUCAUGUCGCCAGUGCAAAGUCUGCACCGCAACCUGGUGGUUCCUGUCCUGCUGUGCACCUUCCACCCUUGGCCAUCGUCAAGUCAUCCAACAGCACCUAUUGGGUGCAUGGCAUUAUCAAAUGCACUCCACCGACGAGGGAACCAUCGCAGGCGUGUCCGUAUAUUGUAUAGUCAGGAAGUUGUCUGUAUUGGGCGAGAAGCCUUCGAACAUGAUUCCUCGUUUUUAUUUCAAAGGUAUGUCUCCGGGACACUUGAAACGUCAAAGCCGACGAAAUAUAUCAGCAUCAGGAUCAG
This is a messenger RNA of Polychytrium aggregatum, 2890 nucleotides long. RefSeq lists its product as uncharacterized. Lineage: Eukaryota; Fungi; Chytridiomycota; Chytridiomycetes; Polychytriales. Bases 184 to 2577 code for a protein of 797 amino acids. The record is from RefSeq and is a predicted model, not a curated record. The transcript has 4 exons.